Setaria italica (foxtail millet) is the source of this 1218-nucleotide messenger RNA. RefSeq names its product BTB/POZ and MATH domain-containing protein 1. The transcript has 2 exons. Gene Ontology annotation, biological process: protein ubiquitination. Gene Ontology annotation, molecular function: protein binding. Bases 1 to 1218 code for a protein of 405 amino acids. NCBI's taxonomy places the organism in Eukaryota, Viridiplantae, Streptophyta, Magnoliopsida, Poales, Poaceae. The record is from RefSeq and is a predicted model, not a curated record.
AUGGCGGCGCCACCGCCGCCGCCGCCGGGCACCGCGAUGUCGCCGUGCGACAGAAGGCUCUCGUUGCUCGUCGACAGCUACUCGGAGACAAAGAAGCUGGCCAAUGGCAGGUGCCUCAGGUCCAUCGCGGUGGCCGCCGGCGGCCACUCCUGGCGCAUCGCCUUCUACCCCAACGGGAGGCUCGCCGGCACCACCGGCUCCGUAUCUGUCUACCUCCUUCUGGACGACGCCGGAGCCGGACCCGUCGCCGACGACGACGUCGUCCGCGUGGAGUCGAGGUUCGCGCUGCACAAGGUGGGCUGCGCGGCGCCGCGCCUCGUGUCCUCCACGGUCGCCGGCGCCAUUGGCGGCGGGCGGCAGGAAACGCUCGGCUGCGAGCGCUUCGUCUCGCGGGAGGACCUCGAUAAAUUGGACCUCGUCGUCAAGCACAAUCGCUUCGUGAUCCGGUGCGACUUCACCGUCUUCCCCACCGCCGGCGCCACUCCGGCCGUCGCGAGGCCCUCGCCGCCGCAACCAUCCGUCCAGCAGGCAGCACCGCCGGCGGCGGGAGCAAGCAGGGCGCCUCCACCGUCUUCCCCACUGCCGGCGGCGCCACCGGCCGUGAGGGCGCUGCGUUCCAUGUCCGGGCUGCCGGCGGAUCUCGGCCGCCUCCUCGAGACCGAGGCAGGGUCGGACGUGGACUUCGAGGUCUGCGGCAGGGUGUUCGCCGCGCACAAGGUCGUGCUCGCCGCCCGGUCACCGGUUUUCAUGGCGGACUUCUUCGGCCCGGACAAGGAGAAGACCACCGGCUACAUCCGCAUCUGCGACAUGCACCCGGACGCGUUCGAGGCCCUGCUGCACUACAUCUACACCGACACACUGCCGGCGACGGCGACCGCACGGGAAGAAGCCGCCGCGUUGGCCCAGGACCUGCUCGUGGCGGCAGAUCGAUUCAACCUCAAGGAUCUGAAGUCACUCACCGAGAACAAGCUGUGCAGGCACAGUGUCAGCGUGAGCACGGUGUUGCCGAUGUUGGCGCUAGCGGAGCACCACCAGUGCUUGAAUCUCAAGAAGAAGUGCCUGGAGUUCAUCGCCUCCGGGAGGAACACGAGGGCAGUCAUGGCGACCGACGACGUCGAGCAUCUGGCGAGGAGCUGCCCCUCCGUUGUCAGGGAAAUACUCGGCAAGAUUCUGGAUGCAAGGGAGGCGACGCCGAGCAAUCCCCUGAUGAUGAUGUAG